GCUUAUCUGCGUAGGGACGAGUAGGGCGUCCGAGCUGGGGAGGCGCCGGGCUGCUGGGUCCGUCGUAGCCGCACGUCGCUGCCGAAGAUCGGGGCUGACUCGGGGCCGUGUCUAGGGAGGCUCCGGCUACAGGAACUCAGGCCGCCGUCCUCACGCCUGCCUGACGCCCAAUCCGCCUUUUGCGAUGCAUUGUGGCGCCACUGUGCGGUGGCCACGAGAAACGAUUUGGCAGGCGCCGCUCUCGCCGCGACAGACAGCCGCCGCACGCGAGACACGUGUGCAAGCAAGCAGCGUGUGAGUGAAAACCGCAACAACGUGUGCGCACAGUUUGUCGCCGUCCGCUAGCCAUGGAGCCCGCUGGUGACUGCUUUGUACUUGGAGGUUUCUUCAGCGUGACGAACGGCUGGAAAAAGCGCUUCGGUAACGUCAAAAUACCCACGGAAGCGCAGCUCGAAAAACACAUGGUGUCGAGCGGAGCGCGCUUCGCGCGACAGCAAAUGAAAGGAACGAUGUUCCAAGAAGAAGGAUACGUGCGCAACGUCAUGUACAACGACGUGUCAGCAGAAUCCACGUGCGGACUUUUGCGUAGUAUCUGCCUACCGUCAAUGAAAGGCGGCUAUUACAUCGUGCACGCCGCGAUUUCCAAGGCGUCGGGCUCCAUCCUGGCUGGUCAUUGCCUCUGCCCCGCAGGCCUGAGCGGCACAUGCCAACAUUUUGUUGGGUUAAUCCUUCAUGCCAUUCACUUGGCGCAAAAGGAUGCGGCAACGUGCACGGAAGUUCCAUGUGCUUGGAUUGUUCCUGCCCAAGUCAAAAAGCAUGAGCCACCUCUGCCUCUGCAAGACAUCACUUUUCACACAAGGAAACAUGAAGGUGCGAAAAGGCGGCGGUUUGAUCCACUGCCAGGGCUCUCACCGAGUGACCCAUCUCUGCUUGCUGCCGAUCUCGAAAAGGUGGCAGCAAACUGCCUGCUUCUCCGUUAUAUGAGCAAAGAAAACUCAGGAGGAUCACUUGUAAGUGCUACACUUAACUCUGCAUGCUUGUGA
This is a messenger RNA of Dermacentor albipictus, 1043 nucleotides long. RefSeq lists its product as uncharacterized. NCBI's taxonomy places the organism in Eukaryota, Metazoa, Arthropoda, Arachnida, Ixodida, Ixodidae. The record is from RefSeq and is a predicted model, not a curated record.